AGAGACAGACAGUGACAUUUGUGGUAUCGUGGUAUCUAUAUUGUUGAUGUUAUUACUAAUUGUUAAAUUAUACAUAAUAUGCUAAAGUUAUUUUGCAAAUUCUGUUUAGUGUAUAAAUUUAUCGCUUGAAGGAUAUAAUCACUUCGUUAUAGUAUAUGGCUGUAUAUAAUUUUAUUGCAGAGAGAACUCCCGAAAACGAAGUGGUUAUAUAGUCUUCGAUUUACAUACUACAUUACUUAAUAGCAUCAAUUUAUUACUUAAAACCCGAAAACGCAGAUAGCUGCAUUUGCACAUUUUUAUCACGAGAGUAAUACUGUGAUCAAGACACUGCAAUAAAUAAACAAUGUCUACACGCUGGUAUCCUAUAUAUCAGAGGGGAAAUCCUCAAUUACGAGUGUUUUUACCUAAUUUUUGGAUGAAAAUGGUACGACCCCACCCAAAACAGCUACCUAAUAUUGUACAUUUUCAAUGUUCAAUGGAAAUGACAAAGUAUGAUAUAAAAAAUUACUUAGAAAAAAUCUACAACAUACCUGUUGUUGAUGUAAGAACUAAAAUAACAUUAGGAAGGUUUCGCAAAGAUUAUGGCCAAGGGUAUAUUGUAAAAGAUGAUGAUGUUAAAUAUGCAUACAUUGUUUUGCCAAAGGAUAUGACAUUCAAAUUCCCUGAAAUCUUUGAUAGUAAAAAGAAUGAUGAAGAGGAAAAUAUGAAAUCAUUAGAUGAAGCUAAAAAGAACUUUAGUGACUACUUAGAAAAAAAUAAAGACAGAACUGAUGUUCCAAGUUGGUUUUCUAUUUAGAUUUUACAACAUAUUCAUUAUUGUAGCCAGAUAGAUUUUUUUAAAUAAUAAUUGUAUAUUAAUGAUUAGAUAAAUAAAGUUACUAUUUCAAUUG
Molecule: messenger RNA, 890 nt
Organism: Parnassius mnemosyne (clouded apollo)
Lineage: Eukaryota; Metazoa; Arthropoda; Insecta; Lepidoptera; Papilionidae
Source: the annotation of a GenBank genome assembly